Molecule: messenger RNA, 405 nt
Organism: Copidosoma floridanum
Lineage: Eukaryota; Metazoa; Arthropoda; Insecta; Hymenoptera; Encyrtidae
Source: RefSeq, a predicted model, not a curated record
AUGUGCUUCAUCACUGCAAUGAUUGUUUGCACAUUAGUGACUUUACUACAGAAUACCGAAGCUCGUGCUGAUGAUCCUCCAUUGAAAAAUACCGUACUGGACUGUAUUGCUGAAGUAAAUCUUAACCUGACAGAUUUAGGAAUCACGAGCAUUGACGAAAUUCAGACUUUCAAUCUUGUGAUGAUCCACCAAUGGCCCAGAAACAAGAUAGAAUGUUUCAUGGCCUGUUGGUUUAAACAUUAUCAUAUUAUUAAUCAGGAUGGUACAAUUAAUACCAAUGAAUUGCCAGAGCCGCUACCUAAUGUAGGAUCGCCUGAAGAUUUUACAAAAGCUAUUACUGCAUGCAAAGCAUUAACGGAUUACUGCCAAGUGGGAGGCUGCCUCUAUGACUUAUACUACACGUAA